Messenger RNA from Magnolia sinica, 918 nucleotides. RefSeq lists its product as uncharacterized. NCBI's taxonomy places the organism in Eukaryota, Viridiplantae, Streptophyta, Magnoliopsida, Magnoliales, Magnoliaceae. Gene Ontology annotation, molecular function: methyltransferase activity. The transcript is spliced from 5 exons. Gene Ontology annotation, biological process: RNA methylation. Bases 407 to 778 code for a protein of 123 amino acids. The record is from RefSeq and is a predicted model, not a curated record.
AUCCAAGCCCUUCAUUAAGCGGGUGCGACGGGAUUGUUGUUCUUACCCAAAAAUAAAUCUGGUCCAGGUGGACCACUAUAUUAGAAACAGGUGAUGGGUUAGAAAACUUCAGCCUAGUUUUUAUCAGCCAUAAAUUUGUAUCGUGAACUAUUGCCCGCCUGACUAGUAGACUGACCUGAUGCUUGGCCCAGGGCAUCUAUGUAGAGGUAGCCCUCUGAUGGGUUGAUUGUAUCUCAUUCCUGUUUGCAUGCUGGUACACCAGGCGUGUACAUGGGCUACCUUUAACAUGUGUGUGGGCUUAGCAAAGCUCUUUCACUAAUGCCUUGUCAUGAUGUAGGUAUGGUGUAUGCAAUUGACAUAAACAAGGGCCGCCUAAGAAUUCUUGAAGAGACAGCCAAGUCACACAAUGUCAAUGAUGUCAUCACUAUUGUGCAUGCUGACCUUCGUAUUUUUUCUGAAAAGAUAUCCAAGAAGUUUGAUAAAGUUUUGUUGGAUGCUCCUUGUUCUGGAUUGGGUGUCCUCUCCAAGAUUAGUGAAGCCUGGAGGGACACCAGUGUACAGUACUUGUUCUAUUGAUCCUGAAGAGAAUGAGGAGAGAGUGGCUGCCUUUCUCCUCAAGCAUCCGGAGUUCACUAUAGAUCUUGCUGAUAGGUACAUCCCACCUGAUCUUGUUACGGACAAAGGGUUCUUCUUCUCCAGCCCAGUCAAACAUCAUCUUGAUGGAUCAUUUGCGGCCCGCCUGGUCCAAUCUGUAGACCACAAGAUGAACCCUGGAUAGCAAGCAAAACGUGAACCUCUCCUCUUUAAUCAAGACAAGGUAGGGCCAUGAUUGGAUACAAUUAUCCAACAAGAAACUUUUCUCUUGUAACUCAUGUUGUCAAAAUCGUUAUCAUAUUGCAAAUCGUAAUUGGGGUUGAA